Messenger RNA from Gracilinanus agilis (Agile Gracile Mouse Opossum), 3436 nucleotides. It is a transcript of the gene TMEM123, whose product is annotated as transmembrane protein 123. Lineage: Eukaryota; Metazoa; Chordata; Mammalia; Didelphimorphia; Didelphidae. Bases 1 to 1035 code for a protein of 344 amino acids. The record is from RefSeq and is a predicted model, not a curated record. The transcript has 4 exons. Gene Ontology annotation, cellular component: cytoplasmic vesicle.
AUGAAUGCGAGCAAUCAAACAGCGGUGGCUCCAGGCUCCCCGAUCCACGUUCCCGAGCUCGAAGCCUGCCUCCGCAGGGAAGCGGAGGAGCCAGCCUUCACCACGCCCAGUAUUGCGCGCUGGGCCCCCGCAGCGCUGCGCUCCGCCCCGCCCCGCGUCCAUCUCGCCCUCCCCGCCCGCCCUCCGCAGGUUCUCCGGCUGGUCUCGUUGCCCGCCCCCUUCCUGGCUCGGGGGCUCCUGGACCCUAUUUGGUCAUCCAGAGGGAGCACCGAGCGAGCGAGCCAGGCAGCUAUCGCGGAGCCGGCGCAGCGCGCAGGAGAGGCGGAAAGGUCCACGUUGCGGGCUCUGCUCAGCGCCUGGGGAGCGAGGACUGGCGUUGGCCGCAGCCUCCACGCAGAUCCCGCGCCACUCUCUGUUCCCCUCACGACCGGCCGGCUGGCCUGCCUCGGAACAAUGAGACUCUCCGCCGUAGCGACUUCGGCUCCCUUGCUCGUGGCUGCGCUGCAGGUGCUGUUCCUUUUGGAAGCUGCUCAUAGCCAAGACCUGACAAAUGCUACAAAAGAACCUUCAAAAAAUGUGACCAGUGUUACAGUCCUCCAACAAAACCUGACGUCUCCCACCGUCCAUCCUGCGUCCUCUUCACUGUCCCCAAAUUCUUCCAGUAAGACAACGGGCUCUACCCCUAAAGCUACCGAGCCAUCUCGGGUCACCCAUUCCUCCACGUCUGGGACGAACAGCAGCCUGAAGCCUCCGGCCACGACCAAGAGCGUCCCUCAGAGCGCAGCAACCCACAGCGUGCCCAAGUCACCCACCGCCGCCAGCAACAGCUCCGUGGCGACCACGGCUGCCCUGGCCACAGCCACAGCCAACAUCAAUGCCAAAAUGAGCAAAGGAUCAAAAUUUGAUAUCGGGAGCUUUGUUGGUGGCAUUGUACUCACUCUGGGAGUUUUAUCUAUCCUCUACAUUGGAUGCAAAACGUAUUAUUCAAGAGGCAUUCGAUACAGAACCAUUGAUGAACACGAUGCUAUCAUUUAAAGAAAAUCAUCCGAGAACCAAAGCAAAGGAAGAUGGUGCAACCCUCAUCGUUCAUUUUGGAAAAUGGUUUCCCUCUUGAAAAACAUAAAACAGAUAAUUCCCACCAAGUAAAAUAUAGUCUAUGAAUGUGGUUACUCAAUGUAAAAAAAAGAGUUGUUUGCAUUUGUUCUUGUUUUGUUUUGCUUUGUUUUUUUUUCCAUGAAAAGACUCGACCGUUUCAAGAUCACAAAUUAAUACAAAGCUUGUGUACUCUUUUUCCACAUAUACACUUAAAAAUAAAUUAGUUUCGACACAGUAAAAGCCAUUCACGGCGGUGUGAAAUUGGCCCCAAAGAGUCAGCAAUUGGAAGGCAGCCACCCAAAAGGCAGAGAUAUCAUCUGGGCACCCGUCCACGAGGGCUGGGGGACGGACCACCACUGCCUCGGUGGAUCCACACUCUCCCUCGGGACACGAGCACGUAACUUCCAGCUGCUGGUACGCCCCGAGAAGUGCCAGCCUUCAGCCUGCCGGAAACUCCUCUGCCUGCUCACGGAGAUUGGGGGUGCUGAUUAUAAUCAGUCUUAAAAUGGGGCCCUCAUUUCUUCAAGCACACACAAUAUUAUUCAGGGUAGUUUAUUAAAAUCCCCUUCCAAGCCUUCCCCAAAAACUUUUAAGAGUACCCCCAAAUUUUUGCUUUUAGAGAGUUUUACCUAGCUGUGUUCCAUGAAGGAUGUCAGCUGGGAAGUUUAGAUUUUUAUUUUUUAAGUACUUUUUUCACUUGAGCUUUUUUUUUUUUUUUUAAUGGUAGUUGGCGGGCAGCUUUAUUUUUUACUUUUCCUUGCCAUGCUUUCAGCGCAUUAUGUUUUAACGUGUGAUUACAGACUCUUACGAACAAACAAAUCAGAUUGGCAGGACAGGAAAGCGCUUAUGCUGUAGUUUUUGGUUUUUGUUUUUGUUUUGUUUAUUACUGUGAACAUCUAGAUUGCCACUGGAAAUUGCUUCUGAUUCAGCUACAUUCAGAAAUGUCUAAGGAAGGCUCUCCCCUCCUCGUUUACAACAAAAAAUUUUACUUAUUUUGUGAUUCUUGGCCUCUGUUAGGACAGUUAUAUAGAGUAGAAAUCCUGAAAGUGACAUUCCUGGGACAGCAAAAAAAAAAAAAAAAAAAAAAAAGUAUUGUUCAGUCAUUCGCUGCCCAGGGUUAUUCUCAGUGUUUGACCCAGUGUAUUGCCCGGCAUUGUGAAGCCCAGGGCGAGUGAUGAGUGGCAACCAAAGUAAACCAUCCUAAAAUCUAUUUAAGGUGCCAAGAAGACUUCAUUCGAUGCCCUUUGCAUUCAUGAGACCAGAAGGAAUGUUUUUCUAACCAGUUCUUGCUUGGAACAAAUCCUCGGCAUCCAGUGGGACAUUAAAUGGUGGUUGCACGCAGCGGCCGAGGGGUGUAAUCGGUGUCGGGCCAGGAGCCGCCGUUUAGUAGGAAAGGUUUUACGGGGUCCCCGUGUGCAUACGUAGACGAAGGAUAUGGCCAGACUGGGCCAAACAGGAGCCUCUAGUUACAUCCUUCUGGCGUCUCUAACCUCACGAAGGUCGCUCCACCACUCGAUGCUUUUGUUUCUUCCUCCGUAAAAAUAAAUGUAGGAAGACCUGCCUUCUUCCUAGGUCGGGUGUGGGAAUUGGUGGUGUUUUCUCGGUCUGUUCCACGCCGCCUGUGAGACUGCAGUUGGAAGUCUACGGGAACUUGUGUGGAGUUUUUCUAAAAUACUUGUGUCGCACUUUGAAGAUGACUAGCUCCUGAAAUUCUGAAUAUCAUUUGCUUUAAAAAUGUUCUCCUUUGUCUUCUGCUUCUGAACAAUUGAUAUUGCUUUUCUCCUGUUUUUUUUAACAUGCCAAUAUAAUUUGUUAAUAUGAAAAUAUUUUGCAAAUUUGCAAAAGCCAACUCUAUUAUCUGUUCUCUUUAAUCCCUUUUCCCUACCCCAAAAAAAUUAAGGCAACUAAUACAGAUAAUCAUAAGUAAUUUUUAUUUGACUUUGUAUUACAUUCUGGUAUUUUUGAUUGUGUAUUUAUUUUCUUAAUUAUGUUGACUUAGGCAGAUAUUAAAAAUUAGUUUGCAUUUGGCUGACUUGACAACAGAUGAGGAUAGUCCAGGUGCACAGCUGGGUGAUGAGCAAAAACUAGCCCAAGCUCAAAAAUUUUCCAUAAAUAAUACAGAGAAGAAAUAAGUCAAAUAUGGAUGAUUGAGAGUUGGCAGCAUAUUAAAGCAAUUUAAGUUUUUUUUUUUCAGAAAUAUUUUUAAAGUAAAUUCCUGUUUCCUUUUUGUUUUUCCUUUUCUUUUGUUAUAGUAACCAGCAUUUGGGUAUAUUGUUGUUAUUGCUGAGGUCUAUUUUUAGAUAAGUAAUAAAAUGAAAAUUUGCACUUCAAAAACAAAAAA